Messenger RNA from Callorhinchus milii (elephant shark), 1568 nucleotides. RefSeq names its product interferon regulatory factor 1. Gene Ontology annotation, molecular function: RNA polymerase II cis-regulatory region sequence-specific DNA binding; DNA-binding transcription factor activity, RNA polymerase II-specific. The coding region runs from base 282 to 1232 and encodes 316 amino acids. The transcript is spliced from 8 exons. Gene Ontology annotation, cellular component: nucleus. The record is from RefSeq and is a predicted model, not a curated record. Gene Ontology annotation, biological process: immune system process; regulation of transcription by RNA polymerase II. Lineage: Eukaryota; Metazoa; Chordata; Chondrichthyes; Chimaeriformes; Callorhinchidae.
CAAGGUUCAGGUAGACAGUCUGACUGACGGACUGAUCGCCUGACAGCGAGAAAGAAUCUCUUAACUUCCAGGAAAUUUUAUACAUCGUCUCUCCUCCAUCCUCACCCAAACCCACUGACUGUGUUGCUGCCUUUACUCGUUUCGUUCUGAGAGUCAUUGACAGGAGGCGAAGGUGGGUUUUGCGGGUUCCCUUUUUAUUUGCACCCCCACCCCCCCCUUCACAAGCCACAGACCUCAGUACCUCACACUCGCUCACACUCACACACUUACACAAACUCGCAAUGCCUUGCGAUCGGCUGCGUCUGAGGCCGUGGUUGGAAAGACAGAUCAAGUCGGAUCGGAUCCCAGGACUCUGCUGGAUUAAUGAGGAUUUAAAAAUCUUCCAAGUUUCCUGGAAGCACGCUGCCCGGCACAGCUGGAACAUGGACACUGAUGCCCACCUCUUCAGAGAAUGGGCUGUUUACACAGGGAAGUUCAGGCCUGGCAUUGACAAGCCAGACCCGAAGACCUGGAAAGCCAAUUUCAGAUGUGCAUUGAACUCGCUGCCUGAUAUCAAAGAGCUACAAGACAAAAGCAUAAGGAAAGGCAGCAACGCUUUCAGGGUCUACACAUUGCUGCCAUCCCUGCAGAAACGCCGCACCAGAAAAUAUAAUAAACAGAAGCGGACAGAGACAUCGGGAGGUUUGAAACUUUGGGCACACGAUGUACCCAGUGCUGGAGCAAAGCCGUCGUCAAAUAUCUCCAAACUGAUUCAGAUGCCUAGCUCUGGGGAUCCUGGCUCCAACACAGAGCAACCACUUGGGUCAGAGGACAGAGGACACCAUGCUCCACAUCUCUGGUUCACGUCAAACUACACAAGAACAGCAGCAACACUGAAUCUCUACGAGCCAUGUCCAGGUUACAGGACAUCCCUUCCCGGCGAGGAUGAAAACCUAGACGCAAUGAUCCAGAGAAUCGACCAGUUGAAAUCUCAGUCCUGCAGGAAGACAAGCCAUGAUGUGUGUGAGGAGCACACAGACUGUAGGUCUCAGCAAUGGGUGUCUGUCCCCAGGCCCAGCAGCUCCAUAGACCUUGACACGUUCAGCUCCAUGGAGGGUUCGAGUCUGAUUGAUGACAGAAAGUACCAGACAGCAGCACUGCAGGAAAAUGCCUUUUUCCACCUGAACCAAAGCCAAGCUGAGGAUCAUUGGCUUAACUUCCCCAACAGUCUCUCCUCCAACACGUGGCCAUGACCCCAAAGGAUGCAAUUCAGGUGUUCCAAGUUCUAGUUUAUGUCACUAUCUCAGCCAACUCCACCCACCCAACCGACACACAGUCCCAACCCUCCCUGGCCCGUAUAACACCAGCCCAAUUGUAGGCAAACACAGGAGACAAUUCUCACCCAGUGAGAUCCCACGCACAACUGUUUACCUGGAGGAUUGUUGGUUGAGACACCUGAAGGAAGAUAGGAAGGGCACAAAAGGAGAAUGAAUGAGGAGCUAGAUUCCCCAAUUGAAAAGUCAUUGUGUCUGAUCCUGUGACAUGGAAAACAAUCCAGCAAAGGAUCCAAUAUGGAAGUAGAUUGACAC